AUGGCUAACAAGUAUAGGUUUAUUAAAUGGCGCGUUGCCCUCAUGGAGCUCGCCAUCCACGAAUUGAACCUGGAUAAGGCAAAGACCGUCAUCCCAAUCAUUGGCGAAGACCCCUACCAGAUGUUCCAAGUCCAUGACUACCAGAACGUCAGCUUCCUCCGCAUGAGCCCAACCAUCCGCAAUGCCUCCCGCGAGACUAUCACCGUCUUCAGCAUGGCCUACCCAGAGCUCCUGCGCGAGAAGUUCUUCGUCAACGUCCCUACCGUCAUGGGAUGGGUCUUCACUGCUCUCAAGGUCUUCCUGAGUAAGAACACCAUUCGCAAAUUCCACCCUAUCACCAAUGGCUCUGCCCUGGCGCGUGAGUUUGGUGAAGCUGGUGCCGAGUUCCCCAAGUCAUAUGGUGGGAAGAGCGCUGAGUUGACUGAAAGCAGCAUGACUGUUGCUCUCAUCGACGACAUUUCCCAGGAGCAGGAGGCUAAGGUCGAGAAUGAGAAUAAGACCGAGCCAAAGACCGAAACUGGGGCUGAGACCAAGGCCGAAACCAAAGCUGAAGAGCCAAAGGCAAAGGAAGCUCCUGAGACCAAACAAGAGGAGGCCAAGACCGAGACUUCUACUGCUCCUGUGCCUGAGAAAACCAUUUCUGAAGCUACCGAUAAGCCAGCUGGUGAGGCCAAUGGAACUCCCAAGGUCGCAGAAGAGACUGCCCCAGGCCCCGCCCCAGCCGCUGCCCCGGCCAACUAA
Messenger RNA from Trichophyton rubrum CBS 118892, 741 nucleotides. RefSeq lists its product as uncharacterized. Gene Ontology annotation, cellular component: cortical endoplasmic reticulum; cytosol; plasma membrane. Gene Ontology annotation, biological process: Golgi to plasma membrane protein transport; regulation of exocytosis. Bases 1 to 741 code for a protein of 246 amino acids. Gene Ontology annotation, molecular function: phosphatidylinositol transfer activity. The transcript has a single exon. NCBI's taxonomy places the organism in Eukaryota, Fungi, Ascomycota, Eurotiomycetes, Onygenales, Arthrodermataceae. The record is from RefSeq and is a predicted model, not a curated record.